AUGCGCACGCCAUUCAACGUUCCGGUAGCAAUACUCCUACGAGCCGAGCCAGACGAUGUAACUCGGUCAAAUUUGAUUCAGUGUUUCAUACUCUCAAAGUUGUCGCGCCACGAAUUGGUCAAACACAUUGAACGCAUCUGUUGCGUAUACGGUUAUAAGGGCCCGUUUGAUCUCUUCCGCAUCUGCCUUCUGUUCCUUACUCAGUUGCCGACACACGGCGAGAGCACUGCCUCGCACUCUCUUUCUUAUUAUGUUCCUAUCUAUCUAUCUAUCUAUCUAUCUAUCUAUCUAUCUAUCUAUCUAUCUAAGAUUUUUAAUCUAGCUAGCUAUCUACCGCAGCUCUCUUUCUUAUUCUGUUCAUAUCUAUCUAUCUAUCUAUCUAUCUAUCUAUCUAUCUAUCUAUCUAUCUAUCUAUCUAUUUGCAUAAGAGGUGCCGUCGAAAUCGAUGUUCGAUUUGCGCAUGGGUCACUACCAGAUUUCCCUGACACAUACGUUCAGACUUAA
Acanthosepion pharaonis is the source of this 504-nucleotide messenger RNA. NCBI's taxonomy places the organism in Eukaryota, Metazoa, Mollusca, Cephalopoda, Sepiida, Sepiidae. The record is from the annotation of a GenBank genome assembly.